Cicer arietinum (chickpea) is the source of this 991-nucleotide messenger RNA. Its product is annotated as transcription factor MYB4-like. The record is from RefSeq and is a predicted model, not a curated record. NCBI's taxonomy places the organism in Eukaryota, Viridiplantae, Streptophyta, Magnoliopsida, Fabales, Fabaceae.
AUAUUAUGAAUCUUGUGAUCACCAUAUGUUCAAUUAAUUUCAACUAUGCGUGCGUGCAUUGGAAAAGUAAAAAAGGAAUUGGAAAUCCCACAAAAGAAAAUGGUAUCACUAUCUCAAAAUAUUUUUGUUUUAAUAUAAAAACAUAGCUCAUAACAUCAUCUUCAUAUAUUUCUUCACCACUAUAGUAAAGCCGAAACUACCCUGAAAGGACUUGAUCUACCAAAGUUUUUAUAUAAAUAAAUAGAAACACAUUAAUAUUGUGUAGUGGUGAAGAUGACGAAGACUCCUUGUUGUGAAAGGAUGGGAAUGAGGAAAGGACCAUGGAGUGAUGAAGAAGAUCAAAUAUUGAUUUCUCAUAUUCAAACAUAUGGUCAUGGAAAUUGGCGUGCCCUUCCUAAACAAGCUGGUUUGUUAAGGUGUGGUAAGAGUUGUAGACUUCGUUGGAAAAAUUAUUUGAGACCAGAUAUCAAACGAGGAAAAUUUAGCGACGAAGAAGAAGAUUCAAUCAUAAAACUACAUGAAAUUCUCGGAAAUAAAUGGUCAACUAUUGCAGCAAGAUUACCCGGACGAACAGACAAUGAAGUAAAAAACUUUUGGCAUACUCAUUUGAAGAAAAGGGUCCAAAAAAAUAAAGUGCAAAAUGCCAAUACUUCUUACUCAUAUAAUACUUUGCUAGAUGCACAAGCAAGUGACGUUUCUAGUGUCGGUGAAAAAAGUGUUAUUUCCAAAUAUUGUUUAGCCUCAACCAAGGAACCAAACAUUGUAAGCCCAGGAUUUUACAAUGCAAUAUCUUGUGAUACUUUAGGAGAAAAUGUAGGUAAUCAUAGUUCAAGUCAGAUUAGUGAAGAAAUGGAAUUUUGGUACAAUGUAUUCAUUAAAUCAGCGCAGCCAUCAUGAAGGAAUGGAAAUUUAGGAGAUUGUCUCAUAUGUAUCUACCUCUUUCUCCAUAUCUUUUCAAAUAUUAUUCUUAAUUUUAGGUUUGUGUAUAAAA